Molecule: messenger RNA, 944 nt
Organism: Rhincodon typus (whale shark)
Lineage: Eukaryota; Metazoa; Chordata; Chondrichthyes; Orectolobiformes; Rhincodontidae
Product: fibronectin type III and SPRY domain-containing protein 2
Exons: 5
Molecular function (GO): protein binding
Source: RefSeq, a predicted model, not a curated record
CUGAGGAUCAGAUACUCACCUUGGUCUGUAUUUCAGUUCCUUUAGCUCCGGUCAAGGGCAGAGCAGCAGCAAGUUGUCAGAAUGCAGCUCUCAUCGAGUGGAAAUCUGAGAGCAGGAAUCCUGCAGAUUCCUACACAGUGGAAUUCUGCAAAGUCUGCAGCGGCUGUGACUGGAGAGAAUCCCUCACAGAGUCGCUGACUGGGAUAACUUCAUGCGAAACAGUGGUUGAUCUGGAACCCAGUGAGAAUUAUCUGUUCUAUGUCCGAGCACUGAACGUAGGUGGUUGCAGUGAGAGGAGCUCACCCAUUAGCAUUCGAACCACAGGGAGCCAGUUCUAUCUGAUGGAGCAGACAGCUCAUCUGGCGCUCUCAUUUCUGGAAGAUGGAGUGACAAUUGUUUAUAAUGAGGACAAUGUCUGCAUAGAUUCCCCAAACUAUGAACAGCGGUUUACAAGUUGUGCUGCUGUCAUGGGACUGUUAGUGCCUGUCCGAGGAAAACAUUACUGGGAGGUUGAAGUGUCUGACCACACAGAAUACAGGAUUGGUGUUGCCUCCCACAACAUCCCCCGGGACAGCUACAUUGGUUCAAAUAUCACAUCAUGGUGCAUGAGACACACUGUCUCACCAUCCAGAAGUAAGUUUGAAUUCCUCCACAACGGGAUCACCCCAGACUUGAGGAUCACCGUAACCCCAAAACAAAUCGGAAUUCUCCUGGACUACGACAAGGGCAAACUUUCCUUCUUCAAUGUUACCAUCGCUCAACAUCUCUUCACGUUCUCACAUCCAUUUCAGCAGCUUGUCCAUCCUUGCUUCGCUUUGGAAAGACCUGGCAGUUUAAAAAUUUGUCAUGGGAUUCCUAUCCCCGAGUUUACCAGAUUACCAUGAUUUUCUUUUUCAGCUUAAACUUCAGCGAAUGUUGGGUGGAUUUAGGCUUUAGCUCAAAAG